Molecule: messenger RNA, 2606 nt
Organism: Microtus ochrogaster (prairie vole)
Lineage: Eukaryota; Metazoa; Chordata; Mammalia; Rodentia; Cricetidae
Gene: Trit1
Product: tRNA isopentenyltransferase 1
Biological process (GO): tRNA modification
Cellular component (GO): mitochondrion
Molecular function (GO): ATP binding; tRNA dimethylallyltransferase activity
Source: RefSeq, a predicted model, not a curated record
AUGGCGGCGGCUGCGGCUACACGAGCAGUUCCUGUGAGCUCAGGAUUCCGGGGCCUGCAGCGAACGUUGCCACUUGUAGUGAUUCUCGGGGCCACUGGCACUGGCAAGUCCACCCUGGCUGUGCAGCUAGGCCAGAGGCUCGGCGGCGAGAUCGUCAGCGCAGACUCCAUGCAGGUCUACGAAGGGCUAGACAUCAUCACCAAUAAGGUCUCUGCCCAGGAGCAGAAGAUGUGCCAGCACCACAUGAUCAGCUUUGUGGACCCCCUUGUGACCAGCUACACCGUGGUGGACUUCAGGAACAGAGCAACUGCCCUGAUUGAAGAUAUUUUUGCUCGAGACAAAAUUCCUAUUGUUGUGGGAGGAACCAAUUAUUACAUUGAGUCUCUGCUCUGGAAAGUUCUUGUGAAUACCAAGCGCCCGGAGAUGGGCACCGGGAAAGCGGCUGACCGGAAAAUGGAGCUGGAGAAGGAGGACAGCCAUGAACUCCAUAAGCGGCUCAGCCAGGUAGACCCAGAGAUGGCUGCCAAGCUACACCCACAUGACAAACGCAAAGUGGCCAGGAGCUUGCAAGUGUUUGAAGAAACAGGAAUCUCUCACAGUGAAUUUCUUCAUCGUCAACAUGCAGAAGAAGGCGGUGGUCCUCUCGGAGGCCCUCUCAAGUUCCCUAACCCAUGCAUCCUCUGGCUUCACGCUGACCAGACAGUUCUAGAUGAGCGCUUGGACAAGAGAGUGGAUGCCAUGCUCGCUGCCGGACUCCUGGAGGAGCUGAGAGAUUUUCACAGGCGCUAUAAUCUUAAGAACAUUUCAGAAAAUAGCCAGGACUAUCAACAUGGUAUCUUCCAGUCAAUUGGCUUCAAGGAAUUUCACGAGUACCUGAUCACUGAGGGAAAAUGCACACCAGAGACUAGUAACCAGCUUCUAAAGAAAGGUAUCGAGGCUCUGAAACAAGUAACUAAGAGAUACGCCCGGAAGCAAAACCGAUGGGUUAAAAACCGAUUUUUGAGCAGACCUGGUCCCAGUGUACCCCCAGUAUAUGGCUUAGAAGUAUCUGAUGUUUCAAAGUGGGAAGAGUCUGUUCUGGAACCUGCUGUCAAUAUAGUACAGAGUUUCAUCCAGGGUCACAAACCUACAGCCACGCCAAUGAAGAUGGCGUAUGAUGAAACUGAGAACAAGAGAAGUUACCACAUGUGUGACCUGUGUGACCGGAUCAUCAUCGGGGACCGGGAAUGGGCAGCACAUAUAAAAUCCAAAUCUCACUUGCACCGAUUGAAGAAAAGAAGAAAGUUGAACUCAGAUGCUGUCCCUCCCAUAGAAACCCAAAGUAGUUCCCCAGACUGUGACCCGGAACCUAAAGAGGGGAAGUCCCCAGGGCAGCAUGAGCAAGAGCUGAAAGCCAGGGUUUGAGAGACGUGCCUGGUGGCCUUUGCAGAGAUGUGGCGAUCAAGUGCAGGAGGGAGGGGAGUGUUGGUGUCCCGUGCCUGGCCGGAGGAGGGCUGGGCAGAGGCCCCUCUAUCUUCUAUUCUGUGGUGUGGCCUGCAGUGGGAGCAGCAGGCCUUUCAGCCCUUGUGUGGCUGUUGUGUCUGGUAGUGAUGUAGUGCAGGGUGCAAUUUUUUUUUUCUUUGAACCUUAAAGGUUUUAUUUUAGAAAGAGGCACAGAUUGCACAUUUUCUACUUGAGGAUCUUUUUUAGUGGUGAAUACCAAGAUUCAGUACAUCCUUUAAAAGAGAGUUCUUGUCCCGGGUACUGGCUAAAAAUAUCUCACUUCCAGAUGCUUUUGUCAAUGACUGAAGUAUUGUAAGGCACAGACAGUCAGGAGUUCUGGAUGUGAGAGAACGGCAGGAAGGAGCAGCCCAGAGAGACGAUGAGGCGAGCUGUCCCAGCUCUGAAUCUCAGAAGACGGAGGGGUCAGGCGGAGGUGGUUGUGACCCGGGUCUUGAAGACUAAAGAAAGAUCUGAGUCUGCUGAGUUAGCUGCUCCCGUGCAGAAUGGCUGGCGCUGCUGUCUUUCUAGGGCAGAAAGCUAUACGUUCUUUUGAAAUGUAAAUAAAAAGGUUUGCAAAAGCCCUCUAGUUUAUUCACAGUGUGCCCUGUUGUCAGUGUGGCAGCUCUUUCUCCAACUCUGCUCUCAGCAUAGAUACGGCAUAUACCCAGCACUCCCGCUCCUCACUUUCCUGCAGGGUCUCUCCCUGGGGGUUUGUUAUCUGAAGCCUUCUGUUCAUUUGUGUAGAGCAUAGGGUCAGUGUGUUUUGCUGUUUUGCUCAGUAUUCCACAUUCACAGUGCUGGGUGUCAGCACUGCUGUUUUCAGUACAUUUCCAUCAUUCCGUUAGAGAACUCUGCACCAGAAGCUGUAGUUCUUCAGAUGCCUUUGUUCCAGGUCUGUUGUGUGAGACCCUGGAGUGGGCCAAAGGGAACAGAGAGAUGUCAGUCGGUCUGCUUUCGGGGAAUCUUAGGAACAUCCUUGUAACCAGCCAGUGUACCAAGAGUACUUAAGGUCAGAGAGACUGCAGAUUUCAGUGUAAACGGGAGAAGAAGGAAUCAUGCAAGAAGGAGCAUCUUGAACUGGGCAUGGUGGCCCAACACUUGGGAGGCAGGGACAAGUGGAUCUC